Quercus robur (English oak) is the source of this 1431-nucleotide messenger RNA. RefSeq lists its product as uncharacterized. The transcript has a single exon. The record is from RefSeq and is a predicted model, not a curated record. Bases 1 to 1431 code for a protein of 476 amino acids. NCBI's taxonomy places the organism in Eukaryota, Viridiplantae, Streptophyta, Magnoliopsida, Fagales, Fagaceae.
AUGAGCAAACAACAAACAAUUGAUGCAUUCUUUAAGAAAAAAGAUAUUAUUCAUUCACAACUUAGGACUUCUGUAGAAACAAAUGUUGAUACUUCAAUGCCUAACGAGCGUCCCUCCAAAUGUUCAAGAAUUGAAUCUAAAGGGAUAGACCGUGAUCCAGGAUCACGUAAACAAAUAUAUGAAUUCCCUGUCAAUGAACAAGAUGAAAUUCGACGUGCUUAUCUCAUAGCCGGUCCAUAUCAACCUAGAGACAUAAAGUAUCCAUACAAAGGACCGAAAAAUCAUCGCUGUAGUUUUCAAUCUUCGUGGUUUGAUUCACAUUCAAAUUGGUUGGAAUACUCACCUUUAAUAGAUUCAAUCUAUUGUCUACCUUGCUACCUUUUUCGUAAGAAACCAACAGGUCAUCCUGGAUCAGAUGCAUUCACUGAAAAAUGUUUUAAUAAUUGGAAAAAGGUGAAGGAUGGGAUGAAUUUUUCUUUAAUUGGUCAUGAGGGGAAAGAACCUAAUACACCACAUAAAAUUGCUGAGAAAUGUUGUGAGGAUUUAUUGAAUUAUUCAGGACAUAUUGACAAACUAGUUGAGAAACAAACAUCAAAAGAAAUGGAGAAUAAUCGAUUGCGGCUCAAGACCUCAAUAGAGUGUGCUCGAUGGCUAGCAUUCCAAGCUUGUGCUUUUAGAAGUCAUGAUGAAAGCCUUGAUUCAAAAAAUCAAGGUAACUUUAUUGAAUUGAUAAAACACACAUCAACUUUCAAUGAAAAUGUAGCUAGAGUUGUCUUGGAAAAUGCUCCACGUAAUGUCAAAUAUACGUCACCCACAAUUCAAAAUGAGAUUUUGCAUAUUCUAGCUAGUAAAGUGCGAAAUGCUAUUCGUGAAGAAAUUGGGGAUGCAAAAUUUUGCAUUCUAGUUGAUGAGGCUCGAGAUGAGUCGAAGAGAGAGCAAAUGGCCAUCAUUUUGAGGUUUGUUGAUAAAGAAGGUUUCAUUAGGGAGCGUUUCUUUCAUGUUGUGUAUGUUAGAGACACUACUGCAUUAACUUUAAAGAAUGAGAUAUGUGUUGUCCUUUCUCAUUACAACCUCUACAUUGAAAAUAUUCGAGGUCAAGGAUAUGAUGGGACUAGUAACAUGUGUGGUGAAUGGAAUGGAUUACAAACUCUUUUUCUAAAAGAUUGCCCAUAUGCUUAUUAUGUACAUUGCAUGGCUUAUAGGUUGCAAUUAGCUCUACUUACAGCAUCUAGAGAAGUAAAAGAUGUUCAUCAGUUCUUUGAUCAUUUGGUUAAUAUUAUCAAUAUUGUUGUUGGUUCUAGUAAGCAUAAUGAUGAAUUGCAACAUGCUCAAGCAGAACAAGUUGAGAAUAUGAUUGCUUCUAAUGAAAUUAAGACUGGAAGAGGUGCAAACCAGAUUGGUACUUUACAACGAGCUAGAGAUACUAGGUGA